AUCACACUACCUUCAUCCAGCAUAAGAAAUUUGAAAAACCCAGGUUCGGUGAUAGAUAUAUACGAUACUCUAAUUGAACAUUAUCACGAUUUGAGAGGCACAGAUGUUAAAACUUCUAGGAAGAUGUGGGUGGUGACUGACAAGCAACCUUCAUACGGUGCCAUGCAUGCUGGAUAUCCAAUUGUAACUCAUUUGGAUGUUGCGGAUCCAGAAGGUGAAAAAUUUUUGCUCAAUGAAAAUGCUUUAAAAUUAAAUACAUCUAAGUAUUGGGGAAUUUUUCAUGAAAUUGGCCACAAUAUGCAACAGAGUGAAUGGACAUUUGAAGGAACUUUGGAGGUAACGAGUAAUGUUUUCAAUCUGUACGGUAUGAAAAAGAUUGGAAAUCUUGACUGUUGGACUGUUCCUUGGUUGAAUAAACAAAUAUGGAAAGGAGUUGGAUAUCUCAAUAAUGGCUCAGAUUUUGAAAUUUGGAAAAACGAUGCUGGGGUUGCUUUACACACGUAUGCCCAAUUGGCCGAUACAUUUGGUUGGGCGAUAUAUAAACAAGUUUUUCGUCGUUAUCAGAAUAUGUCUAGAAAAGAAAAACCCAAUAAUAACCAAGAAGAAAUAGACAAAUGGUUUAUUAUUUUUUCCGAGGAAUGUAAAUUCAAUUUAGCACCACUAGCUGCAUUCUGGGGAAUUCCAUUAUCACAGGAUGCCAUCAAUAAAUUGGAAGAUCUGCCU
This is a messenger RNA of Helobdella robusta, 723 nucleotides long. RefSeq lists its product as hypothetical. The annotation marks the transcript as partial. Lineage: Eukaryota; Metazoa; Annelida; Clitellata; Rhynchobdellida; Glossiphoniidae. The transcript has a single exon. The record is from RefSeq and is a predicted model, not a curated record.